Molecule: messenger RNA, 432 nt
Organism: Peronospora matthiolae
Lineage: Eukaryota; Oomycota; Peronosporomycetes; Peronosporales; Peronosporaceae
Source: the annotation of a GenBank genome assembly
AUGAAGUACACAAGUGAAGGGAUGCCGAAAAACUGGGACGGCAACGAUUGCCAGACGUACAAAUGGGCGAUGAUUCCUGUUUUUAAGGAGAACGACCUCAAGGUUAUUGCAGUUGGUGACUUGACCAGGGCAACGCUUGCGACUGCUUCCGCAGAAAAGCAAGAAAAAGAGUUCGCGAAAAAGCUGCUGAAAAUCAUGUGGAUGAUUGGUUUGUCGGUGCCUCCAGAAGUCCUUCAUCAGAUACGCGACAAGGAGGCCGGAUCGGAUAUGUGGAAAGAGCUUUGCAAUCUGUACAAAGGGAAGCAGAACGAAUCAAUCAGGGCAUAUACGAUUCGUCGUGUGGAACAUGAGCUGUGGAACACGAAGUUAACACCUGGAGGAGAUGUGAAUCUACAUAUGUGGAAGGUGUUUAGUUUUAAAGCGAAAUUGUAA